GCUGAAAUGGGCUUUAAGCUUAAGUCCGACUAAUGACACCAAUGACGUGCACGACACCUGGAUGAACCUGCAGGAAGCAUAUCAGAACUCCCCACUCUCGUUACCUUUCCAUCCCUUGUCUAAAGUAUAUAAAUGCUGCAUGCUGUUUCUUUGAGAAACCAUUUCACAAGAUCGUUUAGAACGUCAGCCAUCAUGCCUCGUGUUUUCUUCAUCACAGGAACAUCAACCGGCUUUGGCAACCACCUCGUCCAAGAAGUCCUGGACAGAGGUGACAUUGCCGUUGCCACAGCCCGAAAGCCAGAGAGUCUUUCAUUCAAGAACACUACGGACAAGAACUUCCUCGCUGUAAAGCUCGACGUCACCAAAAAAGCAGACAUCGAUUCCGCAUUUAAAGCAGCAGUCGACAAAUUCAAGCGCGUCGAUGUCGUCGUCAACAACGCCGGCUACGGUCUCUCCGGCGUCUUCGAGGAGCUCACGGAGCAGCAAUACCGAACGCAAAUGGAAGUAAACUUCUUCGGGCUAAUCGAGGUGACCAAGAAAGCUCUGGACGUCAUGCGCGAGCAGAAGCCUUCUGGAGGUGUGAUUCAACAAGUAACCAGCAUCGGUGGUCAGCGCGGUGUCCCGACCUUCAGCAUCUACUGUGCGAGCAAGUGGGCCGUGGAGGGCUUCACUGAGGCUCUCAGCCAUGAGCUUAAGCCGGAGUGGAACAUCAAGCUCACCUGUAUUGAGCCGGGUGGAUUCCGGACUGAUUGGGCAGGACGAUCGAUGGCAUUCCCCGAGAAGAGGCACCCCGCGUACGGUCACAUUGAUGCGAAGAAGAACAUGACAACGAGACAUGGAACGCAGGCUGGUGAUCCUCCGAAGGGUGCCAAGGCGAUGUACGAGUUUGCGAUCAUGAAGGAUCCGCCGUUGAGAGCGGUGAUUGGCACAGAUGCGUAUAAGGCGAUUAUGGGGAAGAUCAAGGAUUACGGGGAGCUGUACCCUAAGUAUGAGAAGCUUUCGAAUAGCACAGAUGUUGAUGGGUACAAGGCUCCAAGGUAGAGAAGAAAACCAGAAUAGACUUACGUCGAACCCAAAGACAUACUUCCUCGAAGCCGCGGCA
Molecule: messenger RNA, 1102 nt
Organism: Hyaloscypha bicolor E
Lineage: Eukaryota; Fungi; Ascomycota; Leotiomycetes; Helotiales; Hyaloscyphaceae
Product: NAD(P)-binding protein
Exons: 2
Coding region: 193-1041 (282 amino acids)
Molecular function (GO): oxidoreductase activity
Source: RefSeq, a predicted model, not a curated record